CCGCCUUCUCUCUCUCUCUCCCUCUCUCCAGAUUUAUACAUACCGUAAUGCAGUUGGAGAAAUUGAGCACUCCAAAUCUGUUUUUUGGUUUGUAAAAAUGGCGGUGAAUUCGACCCAACAGGGCGUUGAGGUAACUUUAACUAUUUCUUUUUCAGCAAAGCCAAGAUUCACUUAAUGUUGUUAAAUUACCCGAUGAAGGAACCCCAGGUCCUCUGUGUGAAUCACAUUUAGAUAUGGUGAACCUAUCAAAUCUAAAUCUUGUGAAAACUCCAAUUCCAAUGGAUUCCCAAGCAAAUGGCGGAAACCAUGCCAACCUGAAGAAUGAUAGCGCAGAUGUUUAUGGCUCAUAUUGUUUUGCCAUAGAUAUUGACAAAGGAAAAAUUGAGGCACCUAAGUCCACUGAGGAAAUGAGUGGGAAUGUUAAGACGGAUGAUUGUAUAUCUAGUAUGUUUCAGAGAGAAAUUUCAUCACUGAUGGGAGGAAAGUUCAUGCAACUCUUGAUGAAUAACAACAUUGAGUUGCCCAAAUUUGCUUGCAAAGAUAAAUGUUUGACCGAGAAGGUAUAUGAUAUACCUAGCAACAGAUUGAGAAAAUACAAGCGCUCUGCAUCUUUUAAUUCAAGAAGAGUUGUUCUCCUUUUCUCAUUCCUGUCGUGCAUGGGGACUAUCAUACUCAUUUAUCUUACUCUAAGAGUUAGAAUGAGUGGUGAUUGGGCUGCUAAUGUUUAGUAUCUACUUCUCUUGUCUUCCCCAUCAUUUGUGAAAAGAGUGCUAGUUGUAUACUUUUGAAUGAGUAUCUUUCUUGAUUGUAUUUUAUGUAAACGUUCAAUGAGUAGGAAUCUUUCUUCAUUUGUACAUAAAGUUAGCAGUUAGUAUUCAAGCUGAUCAAUUUGAUGUGUA
Messenger RNA from Solanum dulcamara, 899 nucleotides. RefSeq lists its product as uncharacterized. The transcript has 5 exons. Bases 234 to 728 code for a protein of 164 amino acids. The record is from RefSeq and is a predicted model, not a curated record. NCBI's taxonomy places the organism in Eukaryota, Viridiplantae, Streptophyta, Magnoliopsida, Solanales, Solanaceae.